Molecule: messenger RNA, 1301 nt
Organism: Esox lucius (northern pike)
Lineage: Eukaryota; Metazoa; Chordata; Actinopteri; Esociformes; Esocidae
Gene: upp2
Product: uridine phosphorylase 2
Exons: 8
Coding region: 143-1120 (325 amino acids)
Biological process (GO): nucleotide catabolic process; uridine catabolic process
Cellular component (GO): cytoplasm; cytosol
Molecular function (GO): uridine phosphorylase activity
Source: RefSeq, a predicted model, not a curated record
GACAAAACCUCUUAAUAGACCAAACAACUUCGUAAAAUCCUUCAGGUGAACAAGAGGCAACACUUAUUUGGGAUUUGCUAGACCACACAACAUUACAUUAUUAUCCUACUCAGAAUACAGAAUAUUUCCAACCUGAGAGUGAAUGACAGCCAUGGCACCUAUUUUACUUAACAACAUGGUGACUGUCCCUGACCAGUCUGAAUAUAGCAAGCAUGAGGUUUUCCACACAGCCGACCAGGUCCAUGUCAAGAACCCUCACUUGGAUACAAUGGAAGAGGAUAUUCUCUAUCACUUAAACCUGGGGACCAAGACCCACAACCUGCCUGAGAUGUUUGGAGAAAUCAAGUUUGUGUGUGUCGGUGGCAGCGCAAAUCGGAUGAAGUCCUUUGCCCAGUUCAUUCACCAGGAGCUGGACUUGCCCGGAAGCAUAGAUGAUAUCACAGAUAUCUGUGAGGGAACCGACCGCUACUCAAUGUACAAAGUGGGACCUGUGCUUUCUAUUAGUCAUGGUAUGGGUUGCCCGUCAAUCUCCAUCAUGCUUCAUGAGCUCAUCAAACUGGUGCAUCAUGCCCGCUGCCACAAUGUCGUCCUUUUCCGCAUUGGUACCUCGGGUGGAGUUGGUCUGGCCCCAGGAACAGUAGUGGUCACAGAUAAGGCAGUGGACUGCUUCUUCCGUCCCCAGUUUGAGCAGGUAGUUCUGGGUAAGGUGAUUAUCAGGAGCACCGAGCUGGAUGUGGGUGUUUCUAAGGAGCUGCUGCAGUGCUCCUCUGAGUUGAACAACUUUCCAACCGUCAUCGGAAACACCAUGUGCACACACGACUUCUACGAAGGCCAGGGCCGACUGGAUGGAGCCCUCUGCUCCUUCUCCACAGAAGACAAACUGGAGUACUUGAGGAAAGCCUACAACAGUGGAGUGAGGAACAUUGAGAUGGAGUCCACAGUCUUUGGAGCAAUGUGUCACGCCUGUGGCAUCAAAGCUGCUGUCAUCUGUGUGACUUUGUUGAACCGCUUCGACGGAGAUCAGAUCUCCACCCCUCAUGAUGUACUAGAGGAAUACCAGCAGAGGCCACAGGUUCUGUUGGCCCACUUCAUCAAGAAACGCCUGGGCCUCAUCACCUAAACUCCCCCGGUCACCUCCACUGGCCGUUAAAUGUAUAUAGCCACAAUCCAGGCUGAUGUGUAUAUGUGUAUACUGUAUAGUGGUGUGUAGAUUGUUGUUUUUCUCUCUUACUAUUUGGUGAGUUUUGUAUGUAGUUAUGUGUUAAUUUUAUGAGAAAUAAAAUCUUCUGACUUUAAUUUAA